Lecanosticta acicola is the source of this 1455-nucleotide messenger RNA. The record is from the annotation of a GenBank genome assembly. NCBI's taxonomy places the organism in Eukaryota, Fungi, Ascomycota, Dothideomycetes, Mycosphaerellales, Mycosphaerellaceae.
AUGGCGAGACGCGAUUCUGCUGGAUCGAAAUAUGGCCUGGAGGAAGACGUCCUGCCAGAAGAAUCUCAAAUGCACGCAUGGCCUAACAUCGAAGACGACGAAAUCGAACGAGAGCUAGAAGAAGCCGAAGAAAUCCAACAGCCCCACCAACACCGCCCAGUAAUAAUAAACGACGAGAAAUCUUCCAACAACAACCCUCUCUCCAGAACUCUAUCCCGAAGGUCCGCCGCCUCAUCAUGGCUCGAUCCCGGCCCACCACCCGACGGAGGCCUCCAAGCCUGGAUCCAAGUCGCAUGCACGCACCUCACCAUCUUCACCACCUUCGGGUACAUCACCUCCUUCGGCGUCUUCCAGACCUACUACGAAACCGCCCUCGGCGUCUCCCCCUCCACCAUCUCCUGGAUCGGCUCCGUCCAGAUCUUCCUCCUCUUCGGCAUCGGGACCUUCUCCGGCCGCGCGACAGAUGCAGGGCUCUUCCGGCACGUCUACCUCGCCGGAGCAGUCUUCCAACUCCUCGGCGUCUUCUGUACCGCGCAAUCCACGAAUUUCUGGCAGCUGUUCCUCAGCCAGGCGAUAUGUACGGGCAUAGCGAAUGGGCUACAAUUCUGUCCGGCCAUGGCUCUGGUCACGACGUAUUUCGCCAAACGAAGAGCUUUCGCCGUCGGAGUGACUGCUCUGGGGUCUUGUACGGGCGGGAUAGUGUUUCCGAUUGUCGUCCAGCAGGCCCUUCCGAAGAUUGGAUUCCCGUGGACAAUCCGCAUCAUUGGAUUCAUCAUGCUGGCGUUCAACGUGAUUACCAUCGCUCUCUAUCGCAUUCGGCUGCCGCCGAGGAAGUCCGGACAACUGGUGGACUGGCAAUCUUUCCGGGAACCUCCGUACACACUCUACUGUGUCGCCAUGUUCUUCUGUUUCUGGGGCCUAUACUUUGCCUUCUUCUACAUCGGAUCCUACGGCCGCGACGUCCUGGGCGUGUCCUAUCAGCAGUCAAUCAAUCUGCUGCUUACCGUCGUCUGCAUGGGGUUCAUCUUCCGCAUCCUCCCAAACUACUUCGCCGACAAACUCGGAACUCUCAACACUCUGAUCCCAUUUGCUUUCCUCUGCGGCAUCAUGAUGUUCGGCUGGAUCGGCGUCCGUUCCCUCUCCGGUCUCUACGUCUUCGCAGCCCUCUACGGCUGCGGAAGCGCUGUCAUUCAAGCGCUAUGGCCGGCAAUGUUCGGCAAUCUGAGCAGAAUUCCGGAUCUGAAAAAAGCGGGCGUGAGAAUGGGAAUGGCGUUUACGAUUGUGAGUUUUGCGAGUUUGACGGGACCGCCGUUGGCUGGGGCUUUGAUCCAGCAGAAUGAGGGUGAUUAUCUGUAUGCGCAGGUCUGGGCGGGGAUUUCAUUCUUCGUGGGUGGGGCGUUGUUGCUUGUUACGAGGUGGGCGAAGGUUGGGUGGGAUUGGAAGGCAAGGAUAUAG